AAGUCUAAAGAAGUCGAGAAUCUAUAUUUGCGGGCGCUGCGUGGGUACGAGAAGGCAUGGGGCGCGGAGUACACGUCGACGCUAGACACGGUUAACAAUCUCGGCACUCUGUACGCGGACCAAGGCAAGAUGGCGGAGGCGGAGGCGAUGUACGUGCGGGCGCUACGCGGGAAGGAGAAGGCAUGGGGCGCGGAGCACACGUCGACGCUUAUAACGGUCGGCAAUCUCGGCGCUCUAUACGCGGACCAAGGUAAGAUGGCGGAGGCAGAGGCGAUGUACGUACGGGCGCUACGCGGGUACGAGAAGCUAUCAUGGGUCUCGCCGGCUCGUAUAGAAUCCGUGAAGCAGUGUUUAUUAUCUUUGCGGAAACGAUGA
This is a messenger RNA of Dissoconium aciculare CBS 342.82, 375 nucleotides long. RefSeq lists its product as uncharacterized. The record is from RefSeq and is a predicted model, not a curated record. The annotation marks the transcript as partial. NCBI's taxonomy places the organism in Eukaryota, Fungi, Ascomycota, Dothideomycetes, Mycosphaerellales, Dissoconiaceae. The transcript has a single exon. Gene Ontology annotation, molecular function: protein binding.